UUCCCUGCCCACGGUGAGCUGGGGAUACCCUUACUGGGAAAGAACAUUUAAAGAUGAAGGUGUUGCUGGUGUUGACAGUGGUGGCUGUGGUUACCUCGGCUGAAAAAGUACAUGGGGGAGGUCUGGCCCAUGGUGGAGGUCUGGCCCAUGGUGGGGGUAUCGUCUCCAGUGGUCCCGUCAUCCAUGGUGGAAUUGGAGGCCAUGGUGGAGGUGGACAAGUUAUCCAUGGUGGAAUUGUAGGCCAUGGUGGAGGUGGACGAGUUAUCCAUGGUGGAAUUGGAGGCCAUGGAGGAGGUGGACGAGUUAUCCAUGGUGGAAUUGGAGGCCAUGGUGGAGGUGGACAAGUUAUCCAUGGUGGAAUUGUAGGCCAUGGUGGAGGUGGACGAGUUAUCCAUGGUGGAAUUGUAGGCCAUGGUGGAGGCGGACGCGUUAUCCAUGGUGGAAGUAUAGGUCAUCAUGGCGGUGGAGGUAUCGUCCAUGGUGGUAGUUCCAUAGUCCAUGGUGUGGGUGGUGGAAGCUACGGUGACAGAAGAGUUGUCCAUAGUGGAACUGUUGGCCAUGGUGUUGGUGUGGCCAUUGGCGGUAGUCUACCAGUCUCCUCCAUCUCGCAAGGCAUCGUAGGUGGUCUAGUGGACUUGAGCAACGGCAACAGCGACUACCAUUUCUCCUGGGUCCAUGAUGGAGCCAACAAGUACACGGGGCAGGACGCCUUCUACUACUGCAGUAACCUCGGCCCAGAAUGGAGGGGCGUUAGUAUUGAGGACUACGAUGAGAGUGAGCUCAUCAACUCCAUUAUCACCUACCACAAACUGAAGUACAUCUGGACGGGUGGAUACCUGAGUGAGUAUGGAUGGAGGUGGCCCUCUGGGAACGAAUUCCGUGAUCUUAACUGGUCCUACACUGGAGCCACUGGACUGCCACAACCCGACAACCGUGAGAACCAUAACGAGAAGUGUCUGGCCGUUCUCAACCACUUCUAUCAGGACGGCGUCACCUGGCACGACAUUGCUUGCCACCACCAGAAGCCCAUCAUCUGUGAGCGUCCUAGGAUCUACAGCCACUCGUAGAUGUAACACACUAUUCCUUGGAGGCUUAAUUUGAGCACUGUCGUCUCCUAUAUAUACUGCACAGGGUAUAUGUUCGAAGGCCCACCCACAGCACUUAUUCUUCUCUACUUCAGAUAGUUCUCAAGUACACCUGUAUGGUGGUAUAUAAACUAAACUAAAAUUUCA
Homarus americanus (American lobster) is the source of this 1232-nucleotide messenger RNA. RefSeq names its product glycine-rich cell wall structural protein-like. The record is from RefSeq and is a predicted model, not a curated record. NCBI's taxonomy places the organism in Eukaryota, Metazoa, Arthropoda, Malacostraca, Decapoda, Nephropidae. The transcript has 5 exons. The coding region runs from base 54 to 1067 and encodes 337 amino acids.